Trichomycterus rosablanca is the source of this 1467-nucleotide messenger RNA. It is a transcript of the gene mboat1, whose product is annotated as membrane bound O-acyltransferase domain containing 1. Gene Ontology annotation, biological process: lipid modification. Gene Ontology annotation, molecular function: acyltransferase activity. The transcript has 13 exons. NCBI's taxonomy places the organism in Eukaryota, Metazoa, Chordata, Actinopteri, Siluriformes, Trichomycteridae. Gene Ontology annotation, cellular component: membrane. Bases 1 to 1467 code for a protein of 488 amino acids. The record is from RefSeq and is a predicted model, not a curated record.
AUGGAACCAAAUUCAGACAUCAUGUUUCAAACUACAGGCUGCACAUGGCUGAGUCCCAUCAGCGAGAUCCUGCGGCUUCCUCUGGACCAGGUGAAUUUCAUAAUGUGUCAGGUUUUUGGCCUGGCUGCUGCUUUCUGGUUUCGCCUGUGUCUCAAUCCUCAGCGGGUCAGUCCAGGUGUCCGUCAUGCCGUUGCUACUUUCCUGGGAGCAUCCAUCAUUAUCUUCUGCUUUGGAUGGUAUUCAUCACAUGUCUUCAUCUUGGCGGUCGGCAGCUACAUCAUUUUGUGCAGAGCGAGCGAACACAAUGUUCACUGGUAUUUGAUGAUUGUAGCGAUGGGCUACCUCACAGUGUGCCAGAUCAGCAGAGUCUUCAUCUUUAACUAUGGUGUCCUGUCCACAGAUUUCUCGGGGCCAGUGAUGAUGAUGGUGCAGAAGAUCACCACUCUGGCUUUUCAGGUUCACGAUGGCAAGUGUGGUAAGGAGGACGAGCUCAAUCCGGAGCAGAGACGCCUGGCGGUGGUGACCAAACCGUCACUGCUGGAGUAUCUCAGCUAUACCCUGAACUUUAUGAGCAUCCUGGUGGGGCCUUACACCAACUACACAGAUUAUAUCGACUUUAUCGAGGGUCGCCAUGUACAGAGCAAGCUGCAGAACGAGCCGGAGCAGAACGGCAAGAACGGACUUUCAGAGCCUUCACCCUUGCGCCCUGUUUGUCAGAAGCUGCUAAUAUGUGUCGGCUGCAUCUUGUGGUUCUUCGCCAUCACCAAAACGUUCCCGAUCAGCAACAACGUGGAUCCACAGUUCAUUAACGAAACCUCGUUCAUCAGCAGGCUGGCGUACGCCUUCGUCUCCAUCCAGGCAGCACGACCCAAGUUUUACUUUGCAUGGACUCUCGCUGAUGCUGUCCAUAAUGCAGCAGGAUAUGGAAUUAGCGGGCUGGAUAAGAAGGGACGAGUAUCCUGGGACCUGGUGUCCAACAUCCACAUCUGGGAAAUAGAGACGGCAACCAGCUUCAAAAUGUUCAUAGACAACUGGAACAUUCAGACGGGCGUCUGGCUAAAGAGUGUGUGUUACGACCGCGCUCCAUUUUUCCGGACAGAGCUGACAUUUGUACUGUCAGCCCUGUGGCACGGAGUUUACCCCGGGUACUACUUCACCUUCCUCACAGGCAUCCCCAUCACAUUCUCCGCCCGCAUUAUGCGCAGAAACUUCCGCCACUUUUUUUUGCACUCUCGCUCAUUGAAGCUGGCAUAUGAUGUCACAACCUGGGCAGCCACGCAGUUCGGCAUCUGUUACACAGUGAUGCCCUUUUUGGUGCUGGCAGUGGAGCCGACACUGAUAUAUUACAGGUCCAUGUACUUCCAUGUGCAUAUCAUCAGCAUUCUGAUCAUACUCGUCCUGCCCAGCAGACCCAAGCGGUCCGAGGAACCUGCCCGAAUCUCCAACAAUAACGUUCAGGGAAAAUAA